Molecule: messenger RNA, 927 nt
Organism: Lagopus muta (rock ptarmigan)
Lineage: Eukaryota; Metazoa; Chordata; Aves; Galliformes; Phasianidae
Gene: LRRC51
Product: leucine rich repeat containing 51
Exons: 6
Coding region: 293-817 (174 amino acids)
Molecular function (GO): protein binding
Source: RefSeq, a predicted model, not a curated record
CCCUGCCCUCCGCCGCCGGGAUUCAAACCCCCCUUGCCGCUCUCCGCCAUUGGCUGGCUCCGCGGUGACGUAGCAUCGCGUGAUUGGGUGCCGCGCCGCCCGAGUGCCGGCGGGCUCCGAAAUUUCGGGCGCCGAAUCCAAAGUCUCGCGAGAGGCGCGGGGAACGCUGGGAGCGGCGGAGUGUUGUGGGGGGGAGGGGGAGAGGGGUGUUGCCAGGGCAACGGCGGCGUGUGGGGCCGGGCUGCGGGAUUCUGGGGGGGGAAAUAUUAGGGCCGGCCCCUGCCCCACAGCGAUGCCAACCCGCCUGCAGCCCCCUGAGCUCGUCCCCCCCCUCGACUUCUCCUUCUUCCCACUGCAAUCCCUGCAGGACCUGAGCCCCGAGGGCAGCCCUUCUCCCACCCUGGCCCUCCGCCUGCCCUACACCAGGCUAAGCAGCCUGGAGGGGCUGCACCCCAUCCUGCAGCAGCUCCUGGCCGACCCCACACAGCUCCGUUGGCUCGACCUGUCCUUCAACUGCCUGACCACCAUUGACCCGGUGCUGAGCACGCUGGGGGGGCUGCAGAGCCUCUACCUGCAUGGCAACACCAUCAGCUGCCUGAGGGAGGUGGACAAACUGGGGGCUCUGAGCCAGCUGCGCCGCCUGACGUUAUAUGGGAACCCUAUGGAGGAGGAGGGGGGCUACAGGCGCUACGUGUUGACCCUGCUGCCCCAGCUCAGCACCCUGGAUUUCAGUGCUGUGACCCCACAGGAGCGCAGGGAGGUGGCCGUGUGGGGAGGCACCCAGAGGCGGCCCCGACCCCACCGAGCUUCAGAAUGAAAGCCACGCGUCCCACUGCUGCCUGGUGCCCAGCGACCCAGUGGAACGGAGAGGAGGCAGGGGCGGGCUGGAUGCGUUUAUCUGUGGUGGCAGAAGAAGAAGAAUUCAAC